This is a messenger RNA of Nannospalax galili (Upper Galilee mountains blind mole rat), 3426 nucleotides long. RefSeq names its product PLAG1 like zinc finger 1 (gene Plagl1). The coding region runs from base 450 to 1973 and encodes 507 amino acids. Gene Ontology annotation, molecular function: DNA-binding transcription activator activity, RNA polymerase II-specific. The transcript has 7 exons. Lineage: Eukaryota; Metazoa; Chordata; Mammalia; Rodentia; Spalacidae. The record is from RefSeq and is a predicted model, not a curated record.
GUUAUUCCUGCUUGAUUCAUACACGGCGCACUGGCUUUUGUUGCUGUCCUUCCUGACAUGGCCUCUGACUUGGGUGUCAUCUGAGUCUCAUCUGUACCUCACACAGAAAGGUAUUUGCAUAGGACUCAGAGGCAUUAAUCUUGUUUGAAUCUUCAGACAGACUCUGGAGGACCCCAUACCCACCUCACAGUUGACGUUUCUGGUGACACAGAAGACGGUGAUACAAGAAGCCCAGCUGUCCUGCUGAUGCAGUCCCCCUGAAUCUUGCCUGGGACGUGGGACAGCAGACUGAGAGUUCCGAGUCCAGCAGACCCAGGCUGUGCUGUUGCCGCUUAGUCACCUCACCUGGAGCCCAGCAGUAGAGGCUCUGCACCUUCCCUCUGUUUGUGCUUAAAUGGCACAGAGUUUGGUCAGCAUAUCUGAAGAGGAAGGUGUGAAAAGCAAGGCCAAUGGCUCCAUUCCGCUGCCAGUCAUGUGGCAAAUCAUUCCUCACCCAGGAGAAGCUCGCUGUCCACAAUUACUCCCACUCCAGGGAGCGGCCAUUCAAGUGCAUGCAGGCUGAGUGUGGCAAAGCCUUCGUUUCCAAAUAUAAAUUGAUGAGGCACAUGGCCACCCACUCCCCUCAGAAAUCUCACCAAUGUCUUCACUGUGAGAAGACGUUCAACCGGAAGGACCACCUGAAGAAUCACCUGCAGACCCAUGACCCCAACAAGCUGUCCUUUGGAUGUGAAGAGUGCGGGAAGAAGUACCACACCAUGCUGGGCUACAAGAGGCACCUGGCCCUGCACUCAGCCAGCAGCGGAGACCUCACCUGUGGGGUCUGCGCUGUGCAGCUGGGGUGCACCGAGGUCCUACUGGACCACAUCAGAUCCCAUGCAGAAGAAAAGGCUCCCACUGCAGCCAGGGAGAGGAAGCACCAGUGCGACCACUGUGAGAGAUGCUUCUACACCCGCAAGGAUGUUCGCCGCCACCUGGUGGUCCACACAGGAUGCAAGGACUUCCUGUGUCAGUUCUGUGCCCAGAGGUUUGGGCGCAAAGAUCACCUCACCCGCCAUACCAAGAAAACACACUCACAGGAGCUGAUGAGAGAGAGUAUGCAGGCAGGAGAGUUUCUGAGCACAUUCCAGACCGUGGCGCCUUCUUUCCAGCUGAAGGCCCCUCCCUUGCCUCCUUUCCAGUUAGCAGCUCCAGUCCAGAAUGGGUUUGUAGGUGGCUUGCCAACUGAGGUUCAUGGGCUCACCCUCAGUCCCCCAGAGCAAACCCUCCAGCCUAUGCCACCGCUGCCAGAGCCUCUUAUUUCCUUGCACCCUGGGGUGGUUUCCACCUCCCCUCCCCAGAUCCUUCCGGAUCACAAGUACAACACCGCCUCUACCUCAUACCCCCCACUUGCAGGCAUGCAGCUUAAAGCAGAUACUAAAGUUUUCUGCAACAUGAAUAUGAGUUUCUUUGAGGAGUUUCCUCUGCAAGAGCCGCAGUCACCUUGUUUUGAGCUGGGUAAAGAUAUGGUUGGGAAAAUCGAGCUGCCCAAAGAGCUGCUGAUAGAUGCUGUGAAUAUAGCAAUUCCUGCCUCUCUGGAAAUUUCCUCCCUGUUGGGUUUCUGGCAGCUGCCCCCUCCAGCUGCCCCAAAUGGCUUUGGGAACAACCCUGUUCCCCUGGGGCCUGGGGAGCCAGUGCCCCAUAGAAUAAGCUGCAUGCUGCAGCAGCUGCCACCCCCACCGCAGCUGCCGCCGCCACCACCGCUGCCGCAGCUGCUGCCGCUGCCGCAACCACAACCACUGCCGCAGCCGCAGCCUCUGCCGCAGCCACAGCUGCAAGUGCAGCUGCAGCUGCAGCCUCAGCCGCAACCACAAGAAGCCCCAGUAGCUGUGGGCACUGUGAGCCUGGGCCAGCUCCCUUUGCCCCCCAUUCCUCAUGUUUUCACAGCUGGCACCAACACGGCCAUCCUGCCGCACUUCCAUCAUGCAUUCAGAUAAAUGGCUUUUAAGAGCAUGUUUUUCCUUUUCUGGAAGACGUUUUAAGAAGUGUUUCAAGCAUCAGUUGUAGUUUGAGGGGAAUGAUGGUUUUAAGGAGUGUUUCAAACAUCAGUUGUAGUUUGAGGGGAAUGAUGGUUUUAAGUGUUUUGAACAUCAGUUGUAAUUUGAGGGGAAUGAUGGUUUUAAGAGGGGUUUUAAACAUCAGUUGUAGUUUGAGGGGAAUGAUUUAAGAAAUAGGAGUAGGACCGUAGAUUAUUAGUGAUGACUGACUUGAGAAAGAAUUCUCCAACUGCAUGCAUUGUGCCAAUAUAUGUCCUUAGUAUUCAUGCUUUGUACCAAAUUUAGUGAGCGUGUGUUGUGUAACUGAACUGCAAGUAUCUUGUGUUGUGUAAUCGAACUGCAAGUAUGUGUGUUGUGUAAUCGAACUGCAAAUAUUAUCAUAUUAUUAUCAUGUUAUGUUAUUAUCAUGUUAUUAUGUUGUUAUCAUGUUGCUAACAUGUUAUAACAACCAAGAUCCAAAACGACAGCUGCUAUUUUGUAAAUGUUUUAUUGUGUUGAAUUUAAUUGUAAUCCCUUAUGGUAGUAAUGCUAACUAGGUAACUUGUAAUCCAUUAUUGUAGUAAUGUUAAGUAGGUGACUUUAUGUUGCACUGCUUGGUAAGGGAGCUAUUGGAAUGUUUGGAUUUCUCCAAAACUUGGAAGAAUGUUUUGAAAGAAAAGUGCAACCUUUGUAUUUCGUGUUAUAACUAGACUUGUGUAGUUCCUUACAGGGACCUUUCUACCUUUGGGGUUGGAUGUAGUUUAGGUUCUAUUGUCAUAGCCUACUUUGUAGCUUUAUAAAGUCAUUUACUUGUGGAGUAGUAGACUUCUUCAGUUUAAAAAUGCAUUUUUAAUGUAGUUUUAAUAUUUUACAUAGGACACUGCAAUGUGAGUUAUCAUUUCAUUUAUUUUAAAGACAAAACUGAUAACUGUCAGUUAUAUCUGGUAGAAAAAAAAUCACUGUGUAAUCAAGUGGUAAAGUAAUCGUGGUGUCAAGUCAAAGCAUUUUGCUGACUAUAAUAUUGAUUAUAUUUUAGCAGGAACUUAACUGUACUGGAAUUAAAAAUAUAUACUAAAUAAGAAUUUUCUUUGCCUAGCUUAAAGUACUAUGCACGCUGCUUAAGUUUCUAAGUAUUGUUUUUAAUCACCAAUAGAAAAGUGUAUUUGUAGGUCAUCAGUUUAAGUCAUUGUUAGUUUUUAGUCUAAGAAGAUUACAUUUGCAAUGUAACUGUAUUUGUAAUCUCUCUCUUGAAUUUAGUACCGUAUUAAUCAUCUUUAAAAAUGUAUAACCUAAAAAAACCCAAACAAAAAAAUGUAUAACCUAACCUUUAGAAAAGUCUUUGUGCUUUGUUUUAGAGACUUUGUUUCCCCUAAACAUAUAUAUCUUACAUAUAAUAAACAUUACAUGUAUUGCA